This is a messenger RNA of Zea mays, 1456 nucleotides long. RefSeq lists its product as uncharacterized. The record is from RefSeq and is a predicted model, not a curated record. Lineage: Eukaryota; Viridiplantae; Streptophyta; Magnoliopsida; Poales; Poaceae. Bases 1 to 1131 code for a protein of 376 amino acids. The transcript is spliced from 3 exons.
AUGGCGGCUGAUGGAUUAGGGUUUUAUGCUUCUCAGUUUGCUAAAAAUGCUGCUAAAAAACCUAGAAAAAGUUUCUUAGGUUUGGUGAAAGUGCUUGAGGGUGAGUUUCCUUCUCAAGAAAGAUUAGAUGAGGUUGUGAACUUUCCAGAAUUAAAAAUGAAAAUAUCUGGAAUUAAAAUCAGUGUUAUACCUUGGUCUUCUCAAGCAAAAGCCAAGUCUAGGCUCCAUACUACUUGGGUUGUUGCUGAAAAUGUUCCUGAGGAAUUGCUUAACUACCAGGCUAUAUGUGAACUUGGCUCAACAAUUGGGGCAGUUGAGGAAAUAGAUCUGAUCUCACUGGAAUCCAAAGAUAUGGUUAGGUUCAAAGUUCAUGUCAAAAGUAUUGAUAUGAUUCCAGAAGUUAUUGAGGUUGGGGUGAAACCUUAUUUGUAUGACAUAUUCUUUAAAGUAGAGAAUAUUGAUGCAGAAGGUUGGAAUGAUGAUUCUGUCAGUUUGGGGAAAAGGGCUUCGGUUGAUGUUCCUAGACAUGGAAAAACAGUGAUGGAGAAAUGUGGGAAAAAAGCAAAAAAUGAAGAUUUUAUGACAGAGGAAAAUGAUAUGAUCAUUGAAUAUCAUUCUGGAUCGACUUCUAAAAUGAUUGGGUCUUAUAUCUCCCCUGGAAAAUCUGAUAAAAUAUCAGAGGUGGUAAAGGAGGGAGAUGAAAAAGAAGGUAGUGAAGGGGAUGUGGAUUUUAAUGAAAGUAAAGAUGAUUUACUCAGUUCGCAAGAACUUGAUGUACUGGUCAAAGAUAUGGGAAUGGAUACCAUAAACUCUCAGGAUGACAUGCUGAAUGAAAAAGUAGAUUCAGAAGUCAUGGGAAAAAUUGCAGAUGAAAAAAACAAGAAGAACAAGGGAAAAGGAGCUGAGCUUGUGGAAGGAACCAGGAAAAGUACCAGACUGGAGGCAAAUGAAGACAUUAAAAUAACAGAAAAAGCUAUUUCAAGGGCGGCGGCGAAAGAUGCUUUUCUAAACAAAGAAAGGAACUCCAAAAAGAUCUUGCUGGAAAGAAGCUCCCGUCUCAGAAAAAUGGCUAAAGAGUUUUUCAACCGACGUUUUGGUUGGGCGCCGGUGGACAAUCGUUUGUGCAACUAAUGUUUGCUGGUGAUGGAUGAAAGUGUAGGACGUCUGAUGGCUUGGUCCCAAACAGCUUUUGAUAAUUCAGUCUUUCUUUUAUCAUGGGCUUAAAAUUUUCUGGUUGUAAUAAGUAGUUGGGAUUUACCAAAACUCUUGGUAGCUGGUGGUUUUUAGUGGGCGAAACCUGAGAACGUUUAGAUUCAAAUCUGUUCUAAAUGUUUAGCUUUUGCUGUUUAGCCUAGUGGGCUAAGUCAUGUAAUAAGUAGAUGUUUUCUUUGGUGUCUGUCGAACUUUAUUCCUAUUUCCUAAUGAAAUAGGGGGGUUUCCCCUUUCUGUUAAAAAA